AUGUUGGGUAUGGGGUUGCAGGUCAUGCGUGCCCGCGGAGAAGACCGAUUCUACGACCCGGCCAGAGCCCGUAGAGCUCACCAGAACCAGAAAGCCGAGCAACUUCGGCGAGCUCAGAGCAACGUCACGCCAAGCCAAUCGCCUUCGCUCAAGGGUAACCCUAACUGGGAACCCGAGAACAUGGUCGUGUCAGAUGACCCUCCCAAGCCCGUCGCCGUGCCUGCUUUUGAGCCCGUUGUCAAUCCCUUGAGUAAUCUCGAGCGGUUCUUGCAGUCGAUCUCACCACAAAGAAAAUUACCCUUAUACUUUAAUGGUGGGAAUGUGGGCAGGUGA
Messenger RNA from Prunus armeniaca (apricot), 333 nucleotides. Lineage: Eukaryota; Viridiplantae; Streptophyta; Magnoliopsida; Rosales; Rosaceae. The record is from the annotation of a GenBank genome assembly.